AUUUCAAUUGUCAUAUUUUGUUGCUGUCAAAUUCAAAAUGUCAUAUGUAAUAAAUCAAAAUAAUCUCGAUUUUAAUGUCUCAAGUUUCGUAUAACUGUGUAAACAGUGUCUACUUUGUUGGUUACGUUAAUAUUUAUUGGAAUCAUAUUAAUAUGACUUCAAUUUCUGAGGAGACUAUCUAUAAUAUUAUUGAGAAGAUAGCAUUGGGACGUAACCUCAAAAAUUGGCGGUGUUCCCAGGAAAAGUUUGAAAGCAUAGCUCAGAACUACUUCGGCGUUAUUAUUCCCGUUGUUUUAACUGGGGAAGAGAAUGGAAAACUUGUUAGUUUGAAAUUGGCUUUAAAACUGGCGCCUAUGGAUGAACGCUAUCGAGUCAGCGGCGCUGUCACUCGUAUGUUUGCUAGAGAAAUAUAUGUUUAUUCAGUGAUAUUUAAGAAAUAUGAAGAAAUACAGAAAAAUGUUUCAUUUACGUCAUCAUACAUCAUGCCACAUUGUUAUUAUAUUUGUAAGGAGUAUUGUAAAGAAGUAAUUGCUAUGCAAAAUAUGUGUGGGGAAGAUUUUAAACCAUUUACAAGUGAUAUGUUUUUGAAUUUAGAACACAUAAGUAUUGCCUUGAAAUCAUUAGCAAAGUUACAUGCGUUAUCAUACAUCCUUAAAGCCAGAGAACAGACAUUUUAUGAAGAAAUAUCAAAAGAAUGUCUGCCGUUAACAAUAGAUACAAAUAAAAGGUACAUCGAUAUUAUGUUGGAUAGAUUAGGUAAAGCUAUAAAGAAGUUUGAAGACUCUGAAUAUGCACCUCUAUUUGAAAGUUUGAGGGAGAAUUGUGCCAAGUGUUUUGAAGUGGUUGUGAGUAAAGGGGGCAGCACAUGUAUAUGCCAUGGUGAUAUAUGGAAAGAGAAUAUACUUUUUAAAUAUGAAAAUGGUAUUCCUACAUCAGCAUGUUUAAUUGACUAUCAAACAACAAGGAUUUGUUCACCAGCUUUUGAUACAUUGUAUCUUAUCAUUAGUAGUACUGACUCACAUCUCCGAAAAGAUCACUACAACAACCUAUUGGACACCUACUAUCACUCAUUUGAUCAAAUGCUGAAAGAAGCUAGUCUGAAUUCAGCCAAUACUUAUUCUAGGCAAAUGUUUGACCAAGACCUGGAAUUAGUCUGGCCAGCAUGCCUAAUUACUGCCAAUACGGCAUUAUGGCUUUCAAGUGGUUUACAGGAAGAAGGACAUGUCAGGAGUAAAAAAGUUUGGUCUACACCGGAAGAGAAAGAAAGAGCAUCUAAUAGUUAUAAACAAAUAAUAAAGGCAAUUAUAGAUGACUUUUCCUGCUAUGGUUAUUUAGACUUAAAAUCUAAUUGCUUUUGUUUUUAAAUUUUUAUCACCUUAAAGAUCUUUAUAAUAUACUAUUUUUAAUUUGAGGACACAUUGUGAGUUCAAUUACUGAGAUUGAAAUAUCUUGUACUCUACAUUGGGUACUAGUUAUUUUCAAGGUUUUACUUUCUUCAGAAUGUGAAUGGGGCAGAGUAAAGUUUAACUUAAAGUUGCUAUUUUCAUGUUAUAUGUAGUUUGUUAUAUGCUUAUUUACAUAUGUUUAUACAUUGUUUUUGUAUGUAUAUGAUUAAAUAAUUAAAUUAAAUUAAACAAAAA
Molecule: messenger RNA, 1640 nt
Organism: Manduca sexta (tobacco hornworm)
Lineage: Eukaryota; Metazoa; Arthropoda; Insecta; Lepidoptera; Sphingidae
Exons: 2
Coding region: 75-1364 (429 amino acids)
Source: RefSeq, a predicted model, not a curated record